Microthlaspi erraticum is the source of this 1740-nucleotide messenger RNA. Lineage: Eukaryota; Viridiplantae; Streptophyta; Magnoliopsida; Brassicales; Brassicaceae. The record is from the annotation of a GenBank genome assembly.
AUGCUAGACACAGCUAGCAAUGGGAACUUCCUCAACCAGGAUGUAGAUGAUGGCUGGCAACUUGUGGAGAACAUAGCUAACUCAAAUGGAAGCUAUGGAGAAGAGUAUGAUCGCACCAACCGGAGCUCGACCCACCACUCGAUCGAGUCAGACGAAAAGUUGAGAAAAGAUGUUAAGGCAUUGAAUGAGAAGUUGGAUAAGCUGAUCCUAGCUCAGUCCACAAUGAAGAAAGUCAACUUUGUGUCUGCUGAGGAGAUGGAACCAGUCCAAGAAGGGGAGGAUACACAAUUUGCUGAGGUGUGCUACAUGAGCAAUGGGCAAGGAGGUUACAACAAAGGAUACUAUAAUUACAAGUCCAACCCUGCCAUGUCAUACCGCAACACUGAUGUUGCUAAGCCUCAGGACCAAGUAUAUCCUCAACAACAAGCAGCUCGAUCGAGUCAGGCUUCCCCCACCAACAGCCCCAGCCUGCACCUUCACAAGAGAAUGAGCUCAAAGCAAUGUGAGAACCCCAAGGAACAGUGGAAGGUAAUCUUCACUCAAGAAGGACUUGUUGAAGAAGAGGAUCAAGAAAGGGUCAUUGAAGAUUUUUGUUUACUGCUGAAUGAUGAAGAGAUUGUUGCUGCUGAGGCUCCUGGAGUCCAGAUUGAUCAACCAGAAGUGCAUGCACCUACUGUGGCCAUUCACACUUCACCAGUUGAGCUCGCACGGCAAGCUCGAUCGGCAGCUCGAUCGAGUCCAACUCUAGCUCGAUCGAGUCCGACCUCUUCAGUCCGACAGCCUGUUUUGCUUGAUCCUUAUCAACCGGUUGCCGCUUCCUCGUCUUGCCUACUUAGUCAAGGUCACAAGGAAGUGAUUCACAAGUUCAGAAGAGAUCUCAGUGGGAUUGGAAUUGAGUUGCCUACUAUGGAUAGCAUGAGUGAGGCAUUUGAUCAAAUGCAAAUGGUCAAAGAUCAAGGGAAAUUCACUCUCCCUUGCACACUUGGGCAUCUUGAGAUUGACAAUGCCUUAGUGGAUUCUGGAGCAAGCAUCAAUCUGAUCUCUCUCUCCAUGGCGGAGAAGCUAGGCAUAGCUGGAGCCUUGCAGCGCCCUACUACUUCAAUCAUGUUUGGAGAUGCAACUUCUAAGUCUCCUCUUGGAGUGUUCAAGAACUAUCACUUGAAAAUUGGAGAAUGCAUCAUCCAAACUGAUCUCACUGUGAUGGAAAUGGAAGAAGAGAAGGAUUUGCCUUUGUUAUUGGGAACCCCUUUCCUUAGUACAGUUGGCGCUUCAAUUGACUUUCACAAGCAAGAAGUGAUCCUUCACAAGGUUGUGAAGGAAAGGGUUGACAAGGAACCAAGAGUUGGGAAGGAUAAGGAUGAGAGAGGACCAAGGAUUGAGAAGCCACGUCUUGAGAGGGCUAGAGUUGAGAAACCACGAUCUGAUAGGCCAAGAGCUGAUAGACUUGUUCAAGCCCCUUGUGUGCUUGAUGAAGAGAGCCUUCAAGCUUUGUUUGAUGAGCCACUAGGAAGGGCUCUAAAAGAAGGGGAGGAUGCAGCCUCUAAGGCAAGACCAGGUGAUAAAAGAAAGGAUCCACCAGCUCAGGCCCCUUCAGUCAAGCCAUCUCAGCUCACAAUGACUUUGUUCCCCACCAUCUCAGCUCACAAUAGGUGUCAAAGGAGCCAGCUCGAUCGAGCUCGUCGAGCUAGAAACCAGGGCAACUCGAUCGAGCUACACAACUCGACCGAGCUAAGUUUUUGA